Manihot esculenta (cassava) is the source of this 1856-nucleotide messenger RNA. Its product is annotated as zinc finger CCCH domain-containing protein 14. The record is from RefSeq and is a predicted model, not a curated record. Lineage: Eukaryota; Viridiplantae; Streptophyta; Magnoliopsida; Malpighiales; Euphorbiaceae. The transcript has 2 exons. Gene Ontology annotation, molecular function: metal ion binding; mRNA binding. Bases 285 to 1229 code for a protein of 314 amino acids.
GAGGAGAAGGGCCACAGUUAGUUAAAGUAGUGAUAAGGAAGCAACUCUCUUUUUACGAUUAACAGCCAAUCAUCAAACCUUCCUUCAAAUAUAACUUCAAAAUCAUGCUUUAAACCACUCUUGAUAGCACUCCCAAACCUUCUAAUUUGAAAAACACGCACAUAUACUCUCGUAUAUAUAGAUCUCUCUCUCUAUCAACACAGACACUCACUAUGCGUCGACGUUUUUAGAUCUCUUUCGCUUAUUUGGUUCAUCGAUCUGGUCUGCUGCAGGUGUACUUUCUAAUGGAGAAAAGUGUGUCUCCGCCAUCGGAUUCAAAAGCCAUCUUCCCGCCAUGCAAAUCCCCGCCUAUUGCGUCUUCUCCACCGUCUGAUCAUCUUGGUACUCGACAGUUUGCUUCCAAUUUCACCACAUUGUAUCACUCCAUUUUGCCGCCAAAACCAUCUCCGCUUCCUUCUCUCUCGUUUUCACUAACCUCUUCCACCUCUUCCCCGUCCUCCGCCGCUACUAUUGAUGAUUUCGAUACUGAGAACCGCCUUCACCAGGCGCGUCUUAUUUUGGAGUAUCAAGAGCUUUGCGACCAUUACGAUCUCUCUCUUGCUCGCCUCCAACUUUUAACCAAAGAUAUUGACUCGCUUCGCCAAGAGAAUACCAAUCUCAGAUACGCCAAUAAUGAGCUUGUUAAGCUUCUCAGUCUAUCUUCCAAGGCUGCGAUUCAAAGCCGCUUUAGCAGCCGCGAGAUGGUUGAACCGAACCGGUUCGACGGGAAUACAGAGCGAGUCUCGUUGCCGAAGAGCAUUUCUGUCCGGUCUAGUGGUUAUCUGAAAAUGAAUCGAGCCGCUGCAAGCAAUGGCGGUCAGAGUAGCACUUCAGCUCGGCAACGGGUUCCGAGUCAUUUCGAUCAAUUUGUCUCUGGAUCGUUGCAUCAGCGAGUGUGCGUGCCAGGAGGAGUGAAAAGGGAGAACGCAGCCGUGGAGUUAGAUGUGUACAAUCAAGGGAUGUGGAAGACAGAGCUGUGCAACAAAUGGCAGGAGACUGGUACGUGCCCUUACGGUGAUCAUUGCCAAUUCGCUCACGGGAUUACAGAGCUGCGUCCCGUUAUAAGGCACCCCAGGUACAAAACUCAAGUCUGCAGGAUGGUUCUUGCCGGUGAAGCAUGUCCCUAUGGUCAUAGGUGCCACUUUCGCCACUCUCUUAGUGAGCAGGAGAGGCUAAUGGGCCCACAUUGAUCUGUUUUUCUUGAUGGGGAAAGGGAAAUGUAAAGAUUAAGUAAAUGCUAAUGGGAUAUGUAUAAUCAAUAUAUAACUGAUAAAAAAAAUGGCGUAGAAGAGAGAUGAGAACUGAUAAAUGAGGAGUACUAAUAAAAUAUAUCAAGGAAAUACAAUAAUUAGUAAAAUUGGGGAUAAUAAGGUCAGUUAAUAAAACUUUUUGUAUGAGAGGUUAUAGUCGUUAGUUAGAGAAUUGGAUAUUCUUGGUUGUUGUAGGAAAUACUUGUAAAUUCUGUUGUGAAGCUGGUUGGGAUAGGGCCAUGAACAACCAACCAAAACUACUAGACCAAACUUCAAGCCUGUGAUGAUGAUAUUUUGUUGUGCAAUGCUACGCAACCUUCAUUCCAAGUUAGUUAUGCUCUCCCUUCCAAAACUCUCUCUCACACACACCACACACAUACAGACACAUACACGGUCAUCAAAUUAGAUCAUCUUUGUAUUGUUGCAAUUUCAAUUGUGAACUGUGUGAUGCUGAUGCCUGAUGAUGGGAGCAGGCACUUGGUCCUAUGUAUAACCUAUGAGUGUUCCUUUUAAGUUCCAUGUAAUUUCACACGUAAAAGGAAUGUUGAUGUAUGCUUUUAUAUAGUA